AAGCCCACAUAUGAUAUUUGCUUCUGGGAUGAUUCUAUCCAAACCCAAAGAUUUACUCAGAACACCCCACUUUUUUUAGAAAGAGACACUUGUAUCCAUCCACUGUGUGCUCACUAGAGAAUAGACAGUAGCUUCGAUUAUCAAUGGAAGGCGCCCUCUUCCGCCUGCUCCUGCCAUCCUCCAAAACCAACGCCCUCAUCCCCAAACUGGGCCCCACCCCCGGCUCCAAGGUCAGCAUCGAACACCCGACCCAUGGCAGUGACGAGUGCGUUGUCUUCAUCUUCGCCGACCCAAAUGCCCAAUCCCCCAAUAACACAACCCAAACCCUAGACAAGCCUGAAGGGUCCCCCGCCCAGCAGGCCCUGGUUAGGGUUUUCAGGAGAGCUGUGGUGGAUGAGGCCGGUGAAGCAGAGAAGGGCAAUAAUGGCGGAGGUUUGGUGUGUUGUAGGCUGUUGGCGGCGACUAGUCAAGUUGGGUGUGUGCUUGGGAGAGGGGGCAAGAUUGUGGAGAAGAUUAGGCAUGAGAGUGGGGCUCACGUUAGGGUUUUGCCCAGAGACCAGAUUCCGCCGUGUGCAUCUCCUGGAGAUGAGUUGAUUCAGAUAACAGGAGACUUUCAAGCUGUGAAGAAAGCACUACUGUCUGUUUCAGGGUGUCUUCAGGAUAACCCUAAGGUAGAUGCAGCUAACUCUGGUGCUACCAAAAUUUCAGGGGGAUUGAUUCAUGGAACUGGUAUGCCUGCGCAAGUUGACCCUAUUCCUCAUCGGGGUUUUGUGUCUGGCUUUAAUGCUGCAGAUUAUCACUCGAGGAAUUACUCUUCUACUCCUGGGCCUGAAAAUGUUGGAAGCGGUCACAGGAUGCUUAUGGAGGAAGAGGUGGUAUUCAAGUUGUUAUGCCAAGUUGAUAAGGUUGGUAGUCUGAUAGGGAAGGGUGGCUCCAUUAUCCGGAUUUUGCAAAGUGAAACUGGUGCAUCAAUCAAGAUAGCUGAUUGUGCACCUGAUUCAGAUGAGCGGGUUGUUAUCAUAUCUGCACAAGAGAAUCCAGAGCAAAAAUAUUCCCCAGCACAGGAAGCCGUUAUUCGUGUACAUCAUCGAAUUGCGGAGAUUGGAUUUGAACCCGGAGCUGCAGUAGUGGCUAGGCUUCUUGUACAUCCACAGCAUAUAGGUUGUUUAUUGGGUAAAGGAGGUUUCAUUAUUACUGAAAUGAGAAGAGCUACUGGUGCUAGUAUACGGAUUUUUCCAAAGGAACAAGUUCAGAAGGGUGGCUACCACAAUGAUGAAGUUGUACAGGUUAUUGGUAGCUUGCAGUCUGUACAGGAUGCGCUCUUUCAUAUAACAAGUAGGAUUCGGGAGAGCAUAUUCCCAAUGAAACCUCCUUAUGCUAAUUUCAGUGGCCCACCCUACAUGUCUCCAUUUCCCGAGAUGCCUCCACCCUCCUUUAGACCAAGGCAUAACCCAGCCUCCCCCGGUCCCUAUCCUUCACCUGGUAGAUUCCAUCAUGGAAUUGAUCAUUCUGCCUUUCCAUCCCAACCUCCCGAUCAUCAGCCUUCAUUUUCACAUAGUAUGGAUCACAGUGGCCCAUCUCACAUGGACCGAGUUCCCUAUUCUUUUGGCAAUGAGCGACCAGGACAUGGUCCAACAUAUGAGAGUCCUUCUCCAAGAGCAUGGACUCCCCAGGGAGUAAGCUGUGGGACUCCUAGGGGAACUGCUGAUGUUGGUUUGGGCAUGGCUCCAAGAAAUGGGUCUCUACGAAGCGGAAGUCAACCGCCUUACUUAAGCAGCACAACCGUUGAGAUCAUGAUUCCUCAGACAUUGAUUUGUCACGUUUAUGGAGAGAACAACAGUAAUCUGAAUCAGAUCCGGCAGAUCUCAGGCGCAAAUUUGGUUGUUCAUGAUUCAAAGUCUGGAUCUUUGGAAACCCAAGUUGUAGUGUCCGGAACCCCAGAUAAAAUGCGUACUGCUCAGAGCCUCAUUCAAGCUUUCAUCCUUUGUGGGCAGACACAACUUUGACAAACUGUUAAAUCUGUUUUAGUGGCACCCAUUUGAAUGAAGAAUGGGAGUGUGUGGAUAUGAAUUUUGUCCCUCAAAGAGAGUGUAAAUGAAUUCAUCCCAUCAAGGCGUAAAUUCUACGUGCAAUUCCAUUGUAAAUCCAAAUUCCAAUAUUUAGUUUAGUUCAAUUUUCCAUCA
Prunus dulcis (almond) is the source of this 2183-nucleotide messenger RNA. Its product is annotated as KH domain-containing protein HEN4. NCBI's taxonomy places the organism in Eukaryota, Viridiplantae, Streptophyta, Magnoliopsida, Rosales, Rosaceae. Gene Ontology annotation, cellular component: cytoplasm; nucleus. Gene Ontology annotation, biological process: regulation of gene expression. Gene Ontology annotation, molecular function: mRNA binding. Bases 144 to 2006 code for a protein of 620 amino acids. The transcript has 7 exons. The record is from RefSeq and is a predicted model, not a curated record.